Molecule: messenger RNA, 1500 nt
Organism: Exophiala spinifera
Lineage: Eukaryota; Fungi; Ascomycota; Eurotiomycetes; Chaetothyriales; Herpotrichiellaceae
Exons: 2
Coding region: 1-1500 (499 amino acids)
Biological process (GO): metal ion transport; transmembrane transport
Cellular component (GO): membrane
Molecular function (GO): metal ion transmembrane transporter activity
Source: RefSeq, a predicted model, not a curated record
AUGGCACACGGUCUGGGCGCGAGAGCGGCUCAAUACAAGGCACGCAUCGACGACCUUGCAAUUCGAGGGUCUGAGUCGAUGCGGAUCCUCUCAAAUGUGCUCGACAAAAAAGCGAACCUCCCAACAAGAGUGUCGUACUUGAGCAGGCCGAAAAUGCACAUACCUACGCCGAUUGGGUUCGAAGCAGAUUCUCACUCCACGUUGCGGACCGCCGACGAGGUCAUCGCCGCGGUGAGUGCAGCCUCUGACAGAAGCGAGAAAGGCAUCUGCAUCGUCGAAAAUAUCUCACCGACCUAUAUCUUGGAGCUGGGAGCUGCCUGGGACGUCGAUCCAGAAUUUUUCGCCCGCCAUGCCGCCAGUCCUCGGCCGCAAGACCUGUGGGUGCACAGAAAGUGGGAAAAGAAUGGAACGCCCCCGGAUGCACAUCAUCUCUCUGGGGUCUACGAAUGCGGUGGCCCGGCUUGGACUGAGACCGCUGUGAGAAAGCUCUCGGUCAACUACUGCGACAGGGUCAUCCACAAAGACUCUGGCUGGCCUGUCAAUCUGAGCACGGUCAUGUCUUACUGCAUCGUGGCAUCGCAGAGACAGCGAGGUACUUACCUCCUUCUUGUUGACCCUCCACUGAAAAUGCCAAUGUCGCCUACGUCGAGCAGCAACGUGCACACCGCGUGCGACAUGACUCUACGCUUUCCGUACGCCGGGAACCGAGGAGGACUACUGAUGCCACUGGAUCUCCCCGGUGAGGAGGAGCACAGGAGUCUUUUCGACGCCGUCGAACACAUGCUCCGCCAACAUCCCUGGCAGCUGGACCUCAUUCUACACAGACCCUCGGCGUUCCCCGGCGUUCCCUUUCUCUACCUCAUGGCGAGCUCCCUCUCCCAAGACCUUCUGCAAAGUCUGCGGAAACGCCUUCACAAGAUUAGCUUUCUCGACGUGCGCAGGCCUGACUGGAACCUCACGGACCGUCUGCACGACAUCCGGCAGGAGCUCAACACGAUCCAGGCCUCGCUGCAAGAAACGGAGGCGUACGAGCCGACGCUCGUCGAAGACUUCUUCACGGACCUCAAGAACGACGUCCCCAAGGACGAACACCGCAAGGUCUUCCGGCGCACGCCCGGCGAGCGCCUCCGGGACCUCCUGGGAGAGGCGAACCAAACGCACAAACUCGUCCUGGAGACCUUUGACAUCCUGAUCGGCACCACGGCAGUCCUGGACAGCAAGGAGAGCAGGAGACAGACGGAAGAGAGCCUGAAACAGACGCGCCAGACGAUCCUGCUGACGGGCCUCGCCACCGUCUAUCUGCCGCUUUCGCUGGCGACGAGCGUCUUCGGCAUGAACUUGAAGGAGAUGACAGGUUCUGGUCCGCACGCGUGGACGUUCGCGGUUACGGUCGCUGGUCUGGUUGCCGCGACCGUGAUUAUCUUUGGAAGCCUCUUUUUCAAAGGAGUCAUUAUACCGGUAAAGCGCUUAUGGAACGGAUCCGAGAGGGAAGACCGAUAG